Cetraspora pellucida is the source of this 585-nucleotide messenger RNA. The record is from the annotation of a GenBank genome assembly. NCBI's taxonomy places the organism in Eukaryota, Fungi, Glomeromycota, Glomeromycetes, Diversisporales, Gigasporaceae.
AUGACAAAAGCAACUGGUGCAACUUAUGUUAAACAUGAUACUGAACAAAAUAUUGGAAAUGUUAUUUUGAGAGCUAUUUAUAGAUGCCAUUACUCAGAAAAUUAUAAAACUAAAGCAGGUCAAAAUCAUCCAGAAAAAAAACCAAGACCAAACCAAAAAGAAAGUAAAAAAUGUGAUUGCAAAUCACAAAUAAUUGUUACUAUUAAACAUAGAUUUAAUGAACCAAAAAUGUUUAUAAAAUACAUUUUACAUAUCAAUUAUACUCUGGGUUCUGAUAGUGAUAUUAGUACUUUAAGGCUCUCAAAGGAAGUCUUUCUGUUAUUAGAAGAAAAUUAUAAGUAUAGUAUAGGCAAGCUUUUUGGUUUUACAGUUCUUAUACAAAAAAAAAUUCUUCAUGAUGCUUUAAUUAUUCUAUUUAAUGCAACACAUAAGACUAAUAAACAUAAAGACCUGUUAUAUAUGCUGCUUUUACCUGAUCCUAAAACUGAAAAAGGCAUUACUCUUGCUCAUCUCUUGUCUUUGUGUAAGAAUUUUGAAUCAGUUCAAUAUUGGCUUAAUAAGCUUCGGGUUCAAAUUUUGGAUUGA